Molecule: messenger RNA, 6376 nt
Organism: Bradysia coprophila
Lineage: Eukaryota; Metazoa; Arthropoda; Insecta; Diptera; Sciaridae
Product: MAP/microtubule affinity-regulating kinase 3-like
Biological process (GO): intracellular signal transduction; protein phosphorylation; microtubule cytoskeleton organization
Cellular component (GO): cytoplasm
Molecular function (GO): ATP binding; tau-protein kinase activity
Source: RefSeq, a predicted model, not a curated record
UACCGUAUUAUUCGUAUCGUAAUCACUCGCAAGUGUGUUAUUCGUCGUCCAUUCGGAGUUGGUUCAAAGAAUUAAAAUAGCGAAGAAGAAAAGUGUUUAUUGUCAUUAUUGUACAGACGAUUUUCCUUCCAUUUUAUUUUUAGGAAAAAUUUAUUUUUAUUCUGUGAGUGGAGGCAACGCGAAAAACUAACAUGAAAGCAAUUUGAAAGAGAAACUGAUUCGAAAUUGUACGAUUAAACAAUCACUUUUCGCAUUAAAAUCAACAAAGUGUUAUGAAUGAACGCUGAAAAAUAUUUUUAUUUUCAUUUAAAAAAAAAUAAUCACAAAGGAAGAGAAAAAUAUCAUGUGUUAUAUUGGGAAUUCAUUGAGUGAUAUAAUCGACAGCAUUGUUAAAAUAUUCGAAAUAUAUUAUUUCGGUGUAGAUAAAUCAGCGGGUGAAUUGAGGACGUGGCAAUGAAAAUUUAUCGAAAUUGUACUCUGGAAAUAUAGACUCAUAAAUCAACGAAGAAAUAAAAAUCAAAAAACGAUGAUGAAAUGAAAAAUGAUUGCGUUGAAAUAAUUUCUUUUCACGCCCAUUACUUCUAUUGUAAAUUAUGCAAAAAUUCGAACAUUUUUCAUUUGUAUCGUGUUUUUUUGUAGAGCAUUACCCGUCAACGAAACAUGUAUGUAAAUGCCAUUGCACUCCGUCGGGUUUAUAAUUAACAGAUGAAGUGUUUCCAAUGAAUGUGCCAAUUGCUAAUUAUAAUUCUGCAAUGUAUUGAAAGCCACCACGUUCGUAUGUAUAAUGCUUAUCUUUCAGCGAAUAGAUAAAAUUUGACAUUGACAUGAUAAAUACUGAAAUUGGCGUUAGAAUUCACAUCCAAAUCAGACUUUAAUUUAUUACAUGAAUUCGAGACACUUUUGACUCAUUGCGAUCGGCUUUUUUACUAAUUAUCUUUCUCCGCGAGCUGUUCUACUUUCUACAAUGAUUUAAAUUUGUCUAAUUAUGGAUAUUAUGAUAUAGCAGAUACUUAAGUGUUGAACACUUAAUAUGAUGUAUGUGUCAUAUAUGUCACCACGCUGGUGACUAGGAAAUAUAAUUUAUGGUCGCUCGUAUUAUCAAUGUCAUCAGCAGACCUUCCCAUUUUCUCUUUGUGUUGAUAAUAUAAAUGAUAUUGGUGAUGUAACAUUCUUGUCGAACAAGAAGCUAAGUUAUUUGAGAUAUUUUUAUCGUUUAAAAUGCACACUUUGCUUGCUAUAAAUUUCUGAUUAAUGAUAUCUUCAGACGCAGUCUGGCAUAAAGUAAACAAACAUUCACAGCAAACACUUUGCUAUUUGUUUAAUGAUUUGCAUACAAAAAUUGCGUCGAAUUUUCUCAAUAGGCCGAAACGAUGAAUAUGAAAUCCCGGAAAGUGUUGAGUUAGAUUUCCAUUAACAAAAAAAAAUCAUUUUCCUGAAUCAAAAAUAUGUUUUGUUGCGUUCGUUUACAUAAUUGCCUUUUUCACGAAAAAAAUUUAUCGCUUCCAUCAUCACAUCCAUAUCGCCGUCGAUAUCUAUAUCGUUCAUCAUCAAUUUGUUUGUAAAUUUUAAUAUUCGAAUUUACAUUUAAGUGAAUAUGGGCGCUUCGUUGUGAUGUUUUAUCAAGUAUAUGCCAACAAAGCAAUUACCGUUGCUACAUUCGCUGAUGCUGUAAACGUCCUUUCAAUGAAACAAAAAUCAAUCAUCAUUAACGAUAUUUUUCCAACUUUUCUUUUUGGUUUUCAGAGCUGCUGAAGGGAAUUUUUUGAGAGAAAAAAAAAUAUUUUUUUUAAAACAAAAAGUGCUGAUUGUUGUUAACCAACCAACUGUGAAAUGUAUAACUGAAAAUCGUACUUAAUGUGAACUUUUUUUUUUCAUCCUCGUUUGUUGCCGCUUUUUUAUUUGUACAUUUGCGGUUAUCUAUAUAGUUUUGAAAUAUGAUAAAAAAAGUUUGAUGAUGAUUUCAUUGCAGCGAUAAGAAAAUAACAUAUAAAAUUGUGUCUAAUACACUGAUAACUGAUAACGCAAACGACGACAGAGAUAAACUUUGGAAACACUUGAAUAAUUGGACGUUUUUAAUUCAGUAAAAAACAGCAGUUUACAUAAGUAUCGUGAUCGUUUUAUUCGGGAAAAUGAAAUUAAAAUCGAUUGUCUAGCUGCAUUGUUUCAAUAUUCGCGUACAACAAACAAUUUCAUUAUAAAAAUCCAGUCAAAAUGCAACGCGACGAUAUUGCUCGUAAAAGUUUUCGCGUACCCGCCCAUAAAGCUACAAAACGAUUAGCUCCAGCACCGCCACCUCGUACCGAUUCAAUUGAUAAAAGUGCUACGACAUUACUCAACGAUAAGAAAACUUAUGAGUUGAAUAUGAGAAAUACUCUCAACUCGAAAGUUUUAUCCGGUGGAACGACGAGCGGUAAGGAAAGUCCAUCAACCAGUGCUUCAAGGAAAUCCCCUGCAACAAGCUUAUCAUCGCAAUUAUAUGAACCUUCUAAAAUGAGUGCUACAAAGACUGAGGUAAUCAAGGUCGACGGGAGCUACAAUUUAAAACUGAGUGACCUUAAACUGAGUACUGAAGAAUUUGGAGGAACUCUAGGACGAAACGAAAAGGCCAAAAAGGAUUUCUUCAAUUUGAAUAAAGAUCCAGUCGACGGAUCACAUAAAGCGCACGUAUCGUCAUCAGACGCACUGAAUCAACUCGAAAAACAUAUUCAUCAAAUGGAAAUUGAUUCGAAAAGUAACAGUAUUUUUGAUCCGAAACCGAAGCCAAUGGUAAAGGUGACGAAUCGAUAUGGUGAUCACGAGAAUUUAUUAAAGACUGGCAUUAGUAAUGUCACAUCUGGUACACCCUUAUGUUAUGAAGGUGACGAAGAUGACGCAUCUGAACAACAACAUUUCCAACGUGGUGCAGCGUCUCGCAGUUCUACUAGUGCUGUUGUCACAUCUAAAUUGAUGCCAAAAACGAAAACGACGAAACCAGUUAAUCGUACCGCUUCAGAUACGAAAAAUGUUGAAAAUACCAUUAAAAUGAUGAGAAUUGCUUUAAAGAAGCAGGACAAUGGAACGAACGGAACGGAAAUGGGUGACGUUAGAGAUUCCACUGGGCCGUUGUCACCGUUGAGUAUUAAGAAAAAGGAAGAUAUGAUGUUCGUUGAAUCAGGAAAAAUUUCCAAUCAGAAACCGGUUGAAGUUCAGAAUACGCAUAAGAAUCGAUUGAAAAAUCUGGAAACUUUAAGACACAAUAUUACUACUGCAGGUACUAAUCGAAGUAGAGACAGAGAAGCUCAGGGUUCACCAAAUAUGCAGUAUCGACCAAGUGUUCCGUUACGAUGGCGUCCAGCCGAAGAACACAUUGGCAAAUACAAGCUGUUAAAGACUAUUGGUAAAGGUAACUUUGCCAAGGUGAAAUUGGCUAAGCACAUACCCACUGGCAAAGAAGUAGCCAUUAAGAUCAUAGACAAAACUCAGCUGAAUCCUGGGUCGUUGCAAAAACUUUUUAGAGAGGUACGGAUAAUGAAAAUGCUCGACCAUCCAAAUAUAGUGAAAUUGUUUCAAGUGAUUGAAACGGAAAAAACAUUAUAUUUAGUAAUGGAAUAUGCAUCCGGUGGUGAAGUUUUCGAUUAUUUGGUAUUACAUGGUCGCAUGAAGGAAAAAGAGGCUCGAGCAAAAUUUAGACAAAUCGUUUCAGCUGUACAAUACUGUCAUCAAAAGCGAAUCAUUCACCGAGAUUUGAAAGCUGAGAAUCUAUUACUGGACAGCGAAAUGAAUAUAAAGAUUGCCGAUUUUGGAUUUUCCAAUGAAUUUACUCCGGGUUCAAAGUUAGACACAUUUUGUGGUAGUCCGCCGUAUGCAGCACCUGAACUGUUUCAAGGCAAAAAGUAUGACGGACCGGAAGUUGAUGUAUGGUCGCUGGGUGUUAUUCUGUAUACAUUAGUUAGUGGAUCACUUCCAUUCGAUGGUACAACGCUGAGGGAAUUGAGAGAGCGUGUUCUCAGAGGAAAAUAUAGAAUUCCUUUUUAUAUGUCAACCGACUGCGAAAAUUUACUACGUAAAUUUUUAGUACUGAAUCCAGCUAAACGAGCCAGUUUAGAAACAAUAAUGCGUGAUAAAUGGAUGAACAUGGGCUAUGAAGAUGAUGAACUAAAACCAUUCAUUGAGCCACAAGCCGACUUAAAAGAUCCAAAGCGGAUAGGUAAGACGGAAGCCCUAGUCGCAAUGGGUUACAAUAGACAAGAGAUCGAAGAUUCGUUGUCACAAGUUCGCUAUGACGAUGUUUUCGCCACAUAUUUGCUUCUAGGAAGAAAGAGCACCGAUCCCGAGUCCGACGGUUCGCGGUCAGGAUCGUCCCUGUCACUGCGUAAUAUUGCUGGCAACGAUGCCAACACAGCUGGUAAUUCAGCAGUACAAAGUCCUACCCAUCGUGGCGUACACAGAAGUAUUUCGGCAUCCAGCACUAAACCGAGUCGCCGUGCAUCGAGUGGCGCCGAAACAUUGCAAAUAUUCCAUCGUUUCAUAACAGGUACUGGACCAACAGCUGCGGUGGCCACGACAAAUUCGGGCAAUAAUCAUACCAGCACAACAACCAGCAGCACAUCGGAUCGUUCAUCAAUAAGCAGUAACUUUAAGCGACAAAAUACCAUUGAUUCUGCAUCAAUAAAAGAGAAUACAGCCCGACUGGCUGCACAAAAUCAAAGACCAGCAUCGGCUCAACCAAAAUCAGUUGCGACCACCGACUCGAGUUCAAGCCCAGCUAAACCGAGAACAGCACCCAAAUUUGAUCCACCCAUUGGUAAUCGAACUGUUGGCCCGAGUGGUAAUGCUGUGCCACGACGAUCAACUACUUUGUAUGAAAAGACUUCAUCCACAGAGAAAUGUUUCAAUGCAUCCAAUGUCGCACCACCAGAAUCUAAUUUUUCGACCGCUGUAUCGGAAUUGACACGUGGUGGAUCUACUGGUGCUGGUGGUAAGGGCCAUGUGAAGAGUGCGUCAGUGUCUAGUGCUGGUCCAUCAGCCGAUAAUGGUGCGGCGCCAGAUCCACUCGGACCGAGUUUGGUGAAUCGCCUCAGAAUGACACCAGCUGUUAAAUCUGCCAGGCACUUUCCAAGGAAUGUUCCUUCAAGAUCGACCUUCCAUUCGGGUCAAACAAGACGAAACAACACCGGCAUGGAGUAUUCUGGAACUGGUGGCGCAACCGGUGAUUCUCCACACUCUGGUCGAACGAGCUUUUUCUCUAAAAUAUCGUCACGAUUUAGCAAACGGCUCAAUCAAUAACAAAUGAAUUAUAUACGAUGAUACAUGCAGCUGUGACCAUUUCUAUUUAAUUAUAAUUAACACAAAACGUAGAAAUUAAUUUUUAAAAGUCUAAAUAACGAUUAAAACUUUUGUUAUUUUCUUAAAAAACAAAAACAAACAAUAUGUAACUGUUGAGUUUUAGUAUAAUUUUUAAAUGUAGAGUUUUGUCGGAGACGAAUGUUUGCUAAGUGAUAGAAAAAUCUGAGAAUCAAAAUUAUUUUUUUUUUUUAAUUUUUAAUAAAAUAGACAACAAACAAACAAUAUGAUUUAGAAGAACGAAUCCGCUGUUACUUAAAAACGAAAAUAGUAUCCAUUGUUAAAUCAAUUUAGAUAAUUUGUUUUGUGUGAGAGUUUGUUUCCUAAAAAAAUAAAAACAAAUGAUGUUGCGGUACUUUGCUCAAAGUACAAAGAUUGAACAGUUUUCUUGUGUAAAUCGGUCUUGGCGUUUAGAGAUAAACACCAUUCGUUCCGUUUACCGACCAAAUCAAUCGAACCAGAAAUUAUGAGGCAUUUAAGUGAACAGCAAUUUUAUUUUUUACGAACGCAUUAUAUAUCGUAGUCUGUGAACUGCAUAAUAAUAACGAUGAUUUUUCUGAAAGAAAAAUGAAACAAUAUUUAUAUCCACAAGUCAUAGGUGCCAUUGUAUAUAUUGCAAACAAUUUUUUUUAUGUAAACAAUAAUUUCCGAACUUGUGUUUCUGCAAAACUGAUAAAAUGUCACGCGGUUUGAUAAGGCGAUACAGAAAAAAAAAAUCGUAAACUUUUGCGUUAAUUACAUUAUACCAAAUGAUUCUUGAUGGAUUGUGGACGUUAUAGAAACCGACUGGAUGGAGAGACGACUAUAAUAAUAACCGGUAUGUCAAUAGAAUGUGAUGGCGAACGUAUAUAUUUCAUAUACCUUUUGGUUUAGAAUCGAAAAGUUCUUUUAUGAAAACAAAAAGCACAAAUUGUUUCUUUCUUAUAAACUUUUCUCAUUAUUGUUUCGGUCUCAUUUUUUAUUAAAUUUCCGUAUAAAAAAAAAUUCCGAUAAACCAAUCGUAGACAUUGGAUUUUUUGAGAAAAAGCUUACGGCACGGUCUACGGAAAAUAUU